This is a messenger RNA of Rangifer tarandus platyrhynchus (Svalbard reindeer), 2622 nucleotides long. NCBI's taxonomy places the organism in Eukaryota, Metazoa, Chordata, Mammalia, Artiodactyla, Cervidae. The record is from the annotation of a GenBank genome assembly.
AUGUUGUCUGGGAAGAAGGCAGCGGCUGCAGCGGCCGCGGCGGCGGCGGCGGCGGCUGCCGGGUCAGAGGCCGGUGCGGGGGUAGCGGGUGGCGCGGAGAACGGCUCUGAGGUGGCCGCACCGCCCACGGGCCUGUCCGGCCCUGGCGAGGCGGGGCCGGGGGCGGCUGGAGAGCGCACUCCCCGCAAGAAGGAGCCCCCGCGGGCCUCCCCCCCGGGCGGUCUGGCCGAGCCGCCGGGGUCCGCCGGGCCUCAGGCCGGGCCUACCGCAGUGCCUGGGUCUGCGACCCCCAUGGAAACGGGAAUCGCAGAGACACCGGAGGGGCGACGGACCAGCCGGCGCAAGCGAGCGAAGGUAGAGUACAGAGAGAUGGAUGAAAGUUUGGCCAACCUCUCAGAAGACGAGUAUUAUUCAGAAGAAGAGAGAAAUGCUAAAGCAGAGAAGGAAAAGAAGCUUCCUCCACCACCCCCUCAAGCCCCACCUGAGGAAGAAAAUGAAAGUGAGCCUGAGGAACCAUCUGGGCAAGCAGGAGGACUUCAAGACGACAGUUCUGGAGGGUAUGGAGACGGCCAAGCAUCAGGUGUGGAGGGUGCAGCUUUCCAGAGUAGACUUCCUCAUGACCGGAUGACUUCUCAAGAAGCAGCCUGUUUUCCUGAUAUCAUCAGUGGACCACAGCAGACCCAGAAGGUUUUUCUGUUCAUUAGAAAUCGCACAUUGCAGUUGUGGUUGGAUAAUCCAAAGAUUCAGCUGACAUUUGAAGCUACUCUCCAACAAUUAGAAGCGCCUUACAACAGUGAUACUGUGCUUGUCCACCGAGUUCACAGUUAUUUAGAGCGUCAUGGUCUUAUCAACUUCGGCAUCUAUAAGAGGAUAAAGCCACUCCCAACUAAGAAGACAGGAAAGGUAAUCAUCAUAGGCUCUGGGGUCUCAGGCUUGGCAGCAGCUCGUCAGUUACAAAGUUUUGGAAUGGAUGUCACACUUCUGGAAGCCAGGGAUCGUGUGGGUGGACGAGUUGCUACAUUUCGCAAAGGAAACUAUGUAGCUGACCUUGGAGCCAUGGUAGUAACAGGUCUUGGAGGGAAUCCCAUGGCUGUGGUCAGCAAACAAGUAAAUAUGGAACUGGCCAAGAUCAAGCAAAAAUGCCCACUUUAUGAAGCGAAUGGACAAGCUGUUCCUAAGGAGAAAGAUGAAAUGGUAGAGCAAGAGUUUAACCGGUUGCUAGAAGCUACGUCUUACCUUAGUCAUCAGCUGGACUUCAACGUCCUCAAUAAUAAGCCUGUGUCCCUUGGCCAGGCAUUGGAAGUUGUCAUUCAGUUACAAGAAAAGCAUGUCAAAGAUGAGCAGAUUGAACACUGGAAGAAGAUAGUGAAAACUCAGGAGGAACUGAAGGAACUUCUUAAUAAGAUGGUGAAUUUAAAAGAGAAAAUUAAAGAACUCCAUCAGCAGUACAAAGAAGCAUCUGAAGUCAAACCACCCAGAGAUAUCACUGCUGAGUUCUUAGUGAAAAGCAAACACAGGGAUCUAACUGCCCUGUGCAAGGAAUAUGAUGAAUUAGCAGAAACACAAGGAAAACUAGAAGAAAAACUUCAAGAGUUGGAAGCCAAUCCCCCAAGUGAUGUAUAUCUCUCAUCAAGAGACAGACAGAUACUUGAUUGGCAUUUUGCAAAUCUUGAAUUCGCUAAUGCCACACCUCUCUCUACACUCUCCCUUAAGCACUGGGAUCAGGAUGACGACUUUGAGUUUACUGGCAGCCACCUGACAGUGAGGAAUGGCUACUCAUGUGUGCCUGUGGCUUUAGCAGAAGGCCUGGACAUUAAACUGAACACUGCGGUUCGGCAGGUUCGCUACACAGCUUCAGGAUGUGAAGUGAUAGCUGUCAACACCCGCUCCACAAGCCAGACCUUUAUUUAUAAGUGUGACGCAGUUCUCUGCACCCUGCCCUUGGGCGUGCUGAAGCAGCAGCCACCCGCCGUGCAGUUUGUGCCGCCUCUUCCCGAGUGGAAAACAUCUGCAGUCCAGAGGAUGGGGUUUGGCAACCUUAACAAGGUGGUGCUGUGUUUUGACCGUGUGUUCUGGGACCCAAGUGUCAAUCUGUUCGGCCAUGUUGGCAGCACGACUGCGAGCAGGGGCGAGCUCUUCCUCUUCUGGAACCUCUAUAAGGCUCCAAUAUUGUUGGCACUCGUGGCAGGAGAAGCUGCCGGCAUCAUGGAAAACAUAAGUGAUGAUGUGAUUGUUGGCCGAUGCCUGGCCAUCCUCAAGGGGAUUUUUGGCAGCAGUGCGGUGCCCCAGCCCAAGGAAACAGUAGUGUCUCGCUGGCGUGCUGAUCCCUGGGCCCGAGGCUCCUAUUCCUAUGUAGCUGCAGGAUCGUCUGGAAAUGACUAUGACUUAAUGGCUCAGCCAAUCACUCCUGGCCCCUCAAUUCCAGGUGCCCCACAGCCCAUUCCUCGACUCUUCUUUGCUGGAGAACACACAAUCCGUAACUACCCAGCCACAGUCCAUGGUGCUCUGCUGAGCGGGCUGCGAGAAGCAGGAAGGAUUGCAGACCAGUUCUUGGGGGCCAUGUACACCCUGCCUCGCCAGGCCACACCCGGCGUCCCUACGCAGCAGGCCCCGAGCAUGUGA